This is a messenger RNA of Hyposmocoma kahamanoa, 1170 nucleotides long. RefSeq lists its product as uncharacterized. The record is from RefSeq and is a predicted model, not a curated record. The transcript has 6 exons. Bases 106 to 1170 code for a protein of 354 amino acids. Lineage: Eukaryota; Metazoa; Arthropoda; Insecta; Lepidoptera; Cosmopterigidae.
AAAAUUUUAUGUUAUCUACCGUCCUGUUUGGCUACUGUAUUGUCUGUGCAUAUACCAGUUGACUACAUGGACGAAAGAUGAAAAAAUCUGUUUUGUGAAAAUUCAAUGACUAAUUCAGACACUCAACUUCUAUUGAUAGCUCGGAACGAGGGUAAAAUCAAAUCGUACGAGUCCUGCAUCGACGUCCGAGCAUGGAGUCAUGACGUCGCAACGCAGGUACGCUAUCUCAAAGAAUGGAUGAGAUGUGACAUGCCCGUUUGCGUUAUACCUAUGAGCACUGUGUUGGGAUUUCUGAGGAUAAUGACAUGCAGUAGUCGUAGCAGGGCUGCGCCCCGAUGUCAUCCAGAUUGUAAAUCGAAAAUUAUACUUGAAAGCAUCACUAACUCUUGUGAAGCCAUGAAAGAAUGUUUGAAGGAAGGUGAAGAUUUGGAAAAGUUUUUCAUUGAAGAUGAAUUCGAGACCAGCCAUUGGCCGUGCGAUAGAUGUUUGGAAGCUUUAAAAAGUAUUAAGCUGUUUUGGAAGGUUUUACUAGAGAAAUUAUUUAACUUAAAUAUAUCGAAAACUUCAAAUUUCAGUAAGGAUAAUUGCGUAAAUGACAGUUCUAGAGAAGUUGCCAGGAAUUGGCAACAAGAGAUGGUGCGACAGGCAUUAUUUGUCAAAUCGCUGAUGCCUUGCAGCUCUAGCUCCAGCCGAAAAAAACGUGAGCUGCAAAAAGUUUGUGAUGAGGGAAAGUGGAGGGAAUCUUCCUACUGUCCUAAGUUGUUGCCUGUAAAUGAAAAUCCACGUUCGCUUUUGCACAAUUUUGAAGAAAGUGUGUAUGAGACGAGUAAAGUGGCAAAAGACGCAGAGUCUGAAAUGAUAAUUACGUUGCAAAACUGCAAAAAUGACACCUACCAACAUGUGUCAUUGCUCCAAGUUUUGCAUAAAACAAAUGACCCAAUUCUGCAAGAAGUACUACCGCACGGUCCUCGUGUAAAAAAGGAAGAUCCUGUUUGUCUGUUAACUAAAGUGCAAAAAGCAUUAGGAGAGAUGGUCAAAAGAGAGAUGAAACUCGCAAGUAAAACUAAAAAGUGCACGGAUUCGAAUAUUUCUGAUAUCGAAGCGUCAUUCCGUACAGUAGCCGUCUGCAAGUCUAAAAAUUGGCAUUCUUCACCUAGCUCUUUGAGGUAA